AUGAAGACGUGGGAGUCUCCCGACAACUUGACUUGUACAAAGUGGUACUCUUUCACUUCGAACCCAGCAUCAGCUGCCGCCUCCGACUUCGCCGCCACUAUUGAAGUUUUCAUGUAUAUUGACCCAACGAAUUCAGUAGUCCGAAACGUACCCAUGAAAUCCCAGCUCAAAGUACUCGAUAUCUUCAGCCAUUGUCAUCAGGUCCUCCACCGGCUCUCCACCGUCUUUUUCUUCGGUUCACUAGCAGACUUAUUCGUUCCUAAAAGAGGCUUCAACCUGCAGAUGUAA
Fusarium verticillioides 7600 is the source of this 288-nucleotide messenger RNA. RefSeq lists its product as hypothetical. The record is from RefSeq and is a predicted model, not a curated record. Bases 1 to 288 code for a protein of 95 amino acids. NCBI's taxonomy places the organism in Eukaryota, Fungi, Ascomycota, Sordariomycetes, Hypocreales, Nectriaceae. The transcript is spliced from 2 exons.